UGAUGUAACCAUCUAACAGGGUGACUAUAUAUCCUAAUUUGUCCAGGAUACUCCCUGUUUAUGGCUAUUGUCCCACUAUAAUUAUAAAACAGCACACCCUUUAUUUCUAAAACUUAUUGGAAAUAAAUUAUAUAAUUACUCUAUGAAUUUUUCUUUCCAAAAAAACUGAAUCUAAAUCUAAUAAAGCUCUACCAAUUCAAGUUCUCAAUUCUGGCUACAGACUGAAUCACUUGGGAAAAUUUUUUAAAAUAUUGAUGCCUAGAAUCCACCCAUGAAUUCUGAUUUAAUUCAUCUGAGAUGUAACCUGAGAAUCAGGGUAUUUAAAAGCUCUCCAGGUAAUUCUCAAGUUUCAGCCAAAGUUGAGAACUACUGCUCCAUAUGUAACUACUAAUUUGUGGGAAAUAUGAAGGGUAAUUGAACAUGUUAAGACACCACAAGAAUUCAAGCAGCCAAAUCCAGAAUGUGGGAAAUUCUCCUGAACAAAUGACCUAGUUUUUACAACAAAGAAAUAGCAUGGGGAAAAGUUCAGGGUGUAUACAGUAGGGAGGAAGAUGGUUGAAGUUAAGAGAAAUUUAAGAGGCAGAUAAACCAAAUAAAAUGGUAAAUCUUAUAUGGAUAGUGAUUUAAAAACAAACCAACUAUAAGAAAACAUUUAGAGAAUCAAAGAAAUCUGAACAGACUGGAUUAAGGAACUCUUAACUUUACUAGGUAUGGUAGUAUUGGAGUUGUUUCAUGUUAAAUUCUUACUUAUUAAAUAUACAUACGUAAGUAUGUAUAGAUUAAACGAUGUGAUUCUUGAGAUUUCUUUAAAAAUAUUUCAACUAGGGCACCUGGGUGGCUCAGUCAGUUAAGCAUCUGACUCUUGAUUUCAGCUCAGGUCAUGAUCUCACAGUUCAUGGGUUUAAGCCCAACACAGGGCUCUGCACUGACAGUGUAGAGCCUGCUUGGGAUUCUCUCUCUCCCCUCUCUCUCUGCCCCUACCCUGCUCUCUCACAAAAUGAAUAAAUUUGAAAAAUUAAAAUAUUAAAAAUAAUUUUUAAAAAUUUAAUAAAAAUUAAAUAAAAUUAUCUCAAUAAAAAAAGAGGCAGGGGCACAUGGGUGGCUCAGUCAGUUUAGCAACCAACUUCAGCUCAGUUAAUGAUCUCACGGUUCAUGAGACCCUCUGUCCCCCUCUCUCUGCUCUUCCCCCAUUUAUGCUUUCUCUCUCUCAAAAAUACACAUUAAAAAAAAAGUUGGAUGACACAGGAAUAGCAAAAUGUUGAUAACUGUUCAGUUGUCAAAGCUGAGUAAUAGGAAUAUGGGGUUUCAUUGUACCAAUCUAUAUUUUAUAUUCUAUAUUAAUAUCAAAUUAUGAAACAGAAUAAAAGGGUUUUGUUUUUGUUUUUUGUUUGGUUUUUUGUUUUGUUUUGUUUUGGUUUUUUUGCCUAUAAAUGUGCAGUAUGCAUGUGAGGUCAUAUAUAUGUGUGUGUGUGUAUAUACAUAUAUGUGUGUAUACAUGUAUGUGUAUAUAUAUAUGUAUAUGUGUGUAUAUAUAUAUAACUUAAAACAUUUCAAACCAACACGUUGAGAGAUGUAAAGAAAGAUAAACACAUAUGAUCCUUGGCCUCCAAGAGUAUUGGGUAGUCCAUGUUCGAUAGAAAAGGGUUGCUCAGGUACUAUCUUUGGUCAAGGGAAGGUAGAUAACUUAAGCUUCCAGGAGGCCAGAAAAAUAAUAAGAAUGAAAUUAAAAUACUACUAUGCAUAUUCCCUAAGUAUAAAUGUGUGUGGGUGUUAUUAUCCCAAUAUUGCUCAACACCAGAGAUUGUACCAUAACCUGACUUUGAGAAGCCCAUGCUCUAUUAGAUUGAGGCAUAUGAAAAUGCAUUUUUGGCUCUUUGAGAAAGACAUGGUCACAGCUACAACGGAGCUCCAGGCACCCAGCUCCUGUUCCUGACUCACCACUGCUCACUUCUGCCCAAGAACAAGUCAGUCAGGAAGCUACGCCACAGCCAUGGCUUUUCAAGACACCGGGAAGACCGUGGAACCAGAAGUGGCAAUUCACUGAAUCAGAAUCACUCUAACCAGCUGCAAUGUAAAAUCUUUGGAGAAGGUAUGUGCUGACUUGAUUAGAGGUGCAAAGGAAAAGAAUCUAAAAGUGAAAGGACAAGUUUGGAUGCCUACCAAGACCCUGAGAAUCACUACAAGAAAAACUCUUUGUAGUAAAGGUUCUAAGACUUGUGUCUGGGAGCGCCUGGGUGGCUCAACUUGUGUCUGUUUUCAAAUGAGGAUCCACAAGCGACUCACUGAUUUGCACACAGUGCUUCUGAGAUUAUUAAAGCAGAUUAAGAUUACUUGCAUCAGUAUUAAACCAGGUGGUGAGGUUGAAGUCACCAUUGUACAUGCUUAA
Panthera uncia (snow leopard) is the source of this 2386-nucleotide messenger RNA. RefSeq names its product 40S ribosomal protein S20-like. Gene Ontology annotation, cellular component: cytosolic small ribosomal subunit; ribosome. The record is from RefSeq and is a predicted model, not a curated record. Gene Ontology annotation, biological process: translation. Gene Ontology annotation, molecular function: structural constituent of ribosome. NCBI's taxonomy places the organism in Eukaryota, Metazoa, Chordata, Mammalia, Carnivora, Felidae.